CCACCAAUCUACCGGGCGUAACCAAUGUUGAGCAAACACAACCCUGCAGAGGGAACGGGUGGCAGCAGAGUACAUAUAUGACAGCCACAAGUUUGUUUUCUCUCAAUCACCAUAGGCUUGCCUACAAUGUCCGUCCAAGAUAGACGUACGAACCCCGGCAUCCAACGUGGACUGGCAAGGACGACACCGACGUUGAUUGGUCAGCCGGUUCUUUUCACAGCAGGCCCGUAUGCUGGUCGGGUUAUCCGUGCCGACCUCGUGGAAUUACAGAAGGCCGACCUGGGUCGAAAAUGUGGAAUCAGGGACAGGCGGCCUGUCGACCCUCCACCCGUUCUGCGCCUCAGACUCUACGAGGUCAGCGACGUAGAUACCGCUGCUCAGCGGGAAGAGGAGCUCGUGCAUCUGUCUGAGGUAGACACGCAUGGGUUCAUAUGCCACGUCGACUUGUUUCCGAACCCUAUGCCGACUUCCACUCUGCAGACCACAGCUCUCGUGGUGACGGAGCAAGCAGGUUCAUCAACGGCAUCAGCUGCCUACUAUACACAGCAUGAACAACACCUCACGAGUACUACUGAACCCAGUCCCCGUCUCUCUGCGGCCUGCCCAGUGGCCAAUACAGCAUCCUCGCUCUCUGAUGGCGGGCAACAACCGGAGCUGCACCAUGGCGGGCCUGGAGAAAGAACACGACGUACUAGGCCUGGCUCGUAUGCCAGCGACGGAUUACCUGGUCAGGUAGCCACGUACGUGAACGGCGUUCCGGUCCUAGAAAGCAGCCGAUGCACCCAACUCAUCGCGGGCACCCUGUUUUCGGCGUCCUCCUGUAUCGAGUACCAGAGAGCGGCGCAGCUUAUGUUCAUCUUUUCGGACCUUGCCGUGAGGGAAGACGGGGACUACUUCCUUCGGUACAGAACAUUCAACACGCUGUACAGCGCCGCUGGCAGUAGCCCCAUCCCAAUUCUCGCCGAAUGUUACGGCGGGCCGUUCAAAGUCUACAGCACCAAGGACUUCCCCGGUCUUCGCGCGUCCACCGAACUCACCAAGCACAUCUCUCACUACGGCGUCGCAUCAACGCGCGCGUGUCCGAGCGCAAGCGGCGCAAGAGUUCGCAUGUGGCGGACCGGCCGAGGGACCACCAAAGAGAGAUACUCCCUGCAUCGUCUCCGCCGGACCGUCACAUGCCGGGCCGUCCUCUACCAACGAUGCUCAGCCGCGCUGGGCUCAUGGUUAUCGGCGGGGCUGAGGGAGUACCUUCUGAUCAUCGAGUUUGAAGCCUGAGGCCUGAGGUUCCAGGGACCGCGUGCACAUCCACCCCUCACGUAGUAGUAAACCAGUCCGUCCUUAAUUCCGUCGCAUCGAGACGCCGAAAGAUAGUAUUCGACGAUUCUCGCAUUGUAUACCAUGUCCAUACUAUAUUACCCAUAUGUCCGUUCACAGGCGAAUUGUCUUUAACUGUACGCAAAAGGGUACCUUUCCAGUCACGCGGGAAGCACAGUAUGUAAGUGUUACAUGGCAAUGGGCCG
Molecule: messenger RNA, 1520 nt
Organism: Fomitopsis serialis
Lineage: Eukaryota; Fungi; Basidiomycota; Agaricomycetes; Polyporales; Fomitopsidaceae
Product: velvet factor-domain-containing protein
Exons: 6
Coding region: 127-1275 (382 amino acids)
Source: RefSeq, a predicted model, not a curated record